CUGCCGCUUGGCAGACAGAUCAGCCCUCCACCAGACACCAUCCAAAUAGUUUUUGAAAAGUCAUUUAUAAAUCGUCAAUUUGAGUUUCCCAAUGACCAAUCCUCCAUUUCAAUUUGGCUUCUUCUUUCUUCCCCUUCAGCUCGGUGGCCUUUUUUUUUUCUCUCCUUUCCUUGCUAUAAUAAGAGCAGAACUGAAUUUCCGAUAACCACUCGUUCGUUUACUUCCACAAAAAUGGCGACUCAAACACUCACGGGACUGCUGAAGCACGUUGCCAAUGAGUUCCCCGACCGCCGCGCCCUGUCCGUUUCCGGCAAACUCGACCUCACCCACGCUCGCCUCGAUGAACUCGUGGAACGCGCCUCCUCUCGCCUCGUCUCCGCCGGCAUCAAGCCCGGCGACGUGGUCGCGCUCACUUUCCCCAACACCGUCGAGUUCGUUGUGAUGUUUCUGGCCGUGAUUCGCGCCAGAGCAACAGCGGCGCCGCUCAACGCCGCCUACACGGCGGAGGAAUUCGAGUUCUACCUAUCCGACUCGGAAUCCAAGCUAUUGCUCACUUCUCGCGACGGGAACACGGCAGCCGAAUCCGCCGCUUCGAAGCUCCAAAUUCGCCAUGCCACCGCCGCUCUCUCCGUACAAGAUUCCGAGCUCGCUCUCUCUCUUCCUCCGUCCGAGUCGGGAGCUAACUCGCUGGACCAGGUAGUGAACCAGCCCUCCGAUGGGGCGCUCUUCCUUCACACCUCAGGAACCACCAGCCGCCCCAAGGGCGUCCCAUUGACUCAGCUCAAUUUAGCCUCUUCAGUUCAGAACAUCAAAUCAGUCUACAAACUCACCGAAUCCGACUCGACGGUGAUUGUCCUGCCAUUGUUCCAUGUCCACGGUUUGUUAGCUGGGCUACUGAGCUCAUUAGCAGCCGGAGCUGCCGUCACUCUUCCAGCUGCAGGAAGAUUCUCGGCUUCAACAUUCUGGCAAGACAUGCUCAAGUACAAUGCCACUUGGUACACAGCAGUUCCCACCAUCCACCAGAUCAUCCUCGACCGUCAUGUUAGUACCCCGGAACCGGUUUACCCCAAGCUUCGUUUCAUUCGGAGCUGCAGCGCCUCCCUCGCCCCUGCGAUCAUGGCUCGGCUCGAGGAGGCGUUUGGGGCGCCUGUUCUGGAGGCGUAUGCAAUGACUGAGGCAACACAUUUGAUGUCGUCGAACCCUUUGCCGGAAGAUGGGCCACACAAGCCCGGAUCGGUUGGGAAGCCAGUGGGACAAGAGAUGGCGAUCCUGAAUGAAAUUGGUGAAAUCCAAGGUCCCAACUCGAAUGGUGAGGUCUGUAUCAGGGGUCCUAAUGUGACCAAGGGGUACAAGAACAAUCCUGAUGCUAACAAGAGCGGAUUUCUUUUUGGGUGGUUCCAUACUGGAGAUCUUGGAUACUUCGAUUCCGAUGGGUAUUUGCAUCUUGUGGGAAGGAUUAAGGAGCUUGUCAACCGUGGAGGGGAGAAGAUAUCUCCAAUUGAAGUGGACUCGGUUCUUCUAUCUCAUCCAGACAUCGCUCAAGCUGUCUGUUUCGCGGUCCCUGAUGAAAAGUACGGCGAAGAGAUCAACUGUGCUAUCAUCCCAAGAGCAGGCUCGAAGAUCGACGAGGCAGAAGUGCAGAGCUUCUGCAAGAAAAACCUCGCUGCUUUCAAGGUCCCCAAGAAGGUGUUCAUCACCGACGACGUCCCCAAGACCGCCAGUGGCAAGAUCCAACGGAGAAUUGUCGCUGAACAUUUCCUUUCCUCCUAAAUCAGCCUCCAACCAUGGUGCGUACUGCAUAGAAAAUGUAUGUUAUCUUAAUGUGUACCCAAAUUUGGAAGAGUGGGUAUUUAUUUCUUGAUCUCGUUUCCAUCUCUUCCAUUGGCUCAUCCUUGUGUAAUUCAUCAUUUUUUUCUCUAGCUGGUUUGUGCUUGUCGAGUUGUCGUAUCAUAAAAAUCAAAACGGCUCCCUUUUUAUUCUCGAGACUGAGGUUCGUUCUCUUUCUUUGUUUCAUUUUAGAAAGCCGGACGAAAGAUGUCCUCGUCCAUAAUACUAAUAGAUGGUACAAUGGUAAUUCCCAUAACAUAGUGCAACAACCAUUGUUCCAAUUUAGGAUCGCACACAUUGAUUCACUACAACCUCCCAAUUCGUUCAAAAAGAUUCCCAAUUUUCGUGGCAAACAAACCCUAGGAGUUGUCAUUGUCUUUCUAUAUUUUUGAUGAUGUUGAUUGCCAUCUUUGAAACUAGGUUCAACUCAACUACUAUGAUCUCUUAGAGUCAAGCCCUCUCGA
Molecule: messenger RNA, 2291 nt
Organism: Linum tenue
Lineage: Eukaryota; Viridiplantae; Streptophyta; Magnoliopsida; Malpighiales; Linaceae
Source: the annotation of a GenBank genome assembly